AUGCUAAAUGAAGAAAGAUACAUGACAUUGAAUAUGCAGUUGAAGAAAAGGAGUUUUACCCAAACAUCCGAACUUACAUAUAAAGAUUGUUCUGUGAUGUUGCACUGGUAUAAAAUCUUAUUGGGAAUAUCUGGAACAGUAAAUGGUAUUCUGGUUUUGACUUUUAUCUCCUUGGCUUUGUUGGUUUCUCAAGGAGUGUUGCUAAAGUGUCCAAAAGGAAAUAAUUCAAAUAACACCCAGGAUGAUAUCAGAAAUCUGAAAAUGAAUAGUGACACAAGAGGAAAUAUAAGUAAUAUAGAUGUGGACCGCUGUGUUUCAAGUGCUACAGACCAUAGAGGAUUGUGCCCAUCAGAGUGGCUCAAAUAUCAAGGAAAGUGUUAUUGGUUCUCUAAUGAGUUAAAAAGUUGGCCUGACAGUUAUGGGUAUUGUUUGGGAAGAAAAUCUAAUCUACUAAUCAUUCACAACCAACUGGAAAUGGCUUUUAUACAGAAAAACCUAAAACAAUCGAACUACGUGUGGAUUGGGCUUAACUUUACCACCGAGAAGAGGACAUGGAACUGGGCGGAUGGUUCUCCAUUAGCUUCAAAGAUAGUCUUCAUAAAAGGAACCACGAGGGAAGACAGCUGUGCUGCCAUCAAGGGAAGUAAAAUUUACUCUGAAACCUGCAGCAGUGUUUUCAAAUGGAUUUGUCAAUGUUAG
Messenger RNA from Pteronotus mesoamericanus, 699 nucleotides. RefSeq names its product killer cell lectin-like receptor subfamily F member 1. NCBI's taxonomy places the organism in Eukaryota, Metazoa, Chordata, Mammalia, Chiroptera, Mormoopidae. The record is from RefSeq and is a predicted model, not a curated record. The transcript has 6 exons. Bases 1 to 699 code for a protein of 232 amino acids.